AUGAGCAUUCCCACAGUGGUUGUGUCCAGAGGUUCACAUUCGCUUGUCAAAAACCGUAUUGUUGAACUCAAUGAGCAUCACUCAAGUGAAGUCCUUGUCAAUCUGGAUACGGUGUACUUAACACUGUUCAAUGAUCUUAUGAGUUGGGCUCAUCAACACAAAUUGCGCCAUAUCAAUAACAAGAUCAUCUUCAUGUUUUUUGAUGGGGUGAAUUCGGUACUGGAUUUUAUUGGGGAGUUAUUGGACUAUCAACGGGAUUGUUAUACCCCAGUGUUGUUGAAGGAAGUUUACCUAUACUUUGACUCUAGCGUCACGCAAACUGUCAAUUCCGGUGAUCCCUAUAGCUUUUUACGGCUGGAGGCUUCGACCGAAUUCUCAAUUUUGGCCGCGGUAACGCUGGACGUCUUGCGCCAUUUGUCAUGUAUGGUAGAUCGAGUUUGCGGGGUAUAUUUCGAUGAUUUCACAUCGACGGGGAGUCGCGAACAAUGGCUUCAAGCAUUGAUGCGUAAUCACCCAAAGCUUGAACGCAUAAACUUGUCCCUGUUUCAGCUGCUAGUGAUGAGAGGUUUCGUAUGA
Messenger RNA from Diutina rugosa, 576 nucleotides. RefSeq lists its product as uncharacterized. The coding region runs from base 1 to 576 and encodes 191 amino acids. Lineage: Eukaryota; Fungi; Ascomycota; Pichiomycetes; Serinales; Debaryomycetaceae. The record is from RefSeq and is a predicted model, not a curated record. The transcript has a single exon.